CUCUCUCUCUCUCUCUCUCUCUCUCUCUCUCUCUCUCUCUCUCUCUCUCUCUCUCUCUCUCUCUCUCUCUCUCUCUCUCUCUCUCUCUCUCUCUCUCUCUCUUAGUGGAUACAGUGCGUUCCCGUGUGCGCACUAACAGAACUGGAGUUUAUCUUCUCAGUAAAGACGGCAAAAUGCGGGAUGUGACCCUCUGGGAUCUCUGCUUCAGGUACUAAACUGACUCCUCUUCAUGUGUGAUCAUACACCAUUCCCUGUGUCCAGUUCAUGGCUCUCCCGUGCCUCUGACACUCCCUCAUAAACCAUUAAACUGCUCGCCUGCUCUCGCUUUGUCUCUGUGUAACCAUGUCAUCUGCAGUUCGAGCCCUGUUGCUUGUGCUGCUAGGAGCCGGAGUCCUGUUGUCCAGUGGCGACUCUCCUCGCCGAGAAAUUAAGAUAGACGGAGACCUGGUUCUGGGAGGCCUCUUUCCCAUUCAUGAGAAGGGCCUGGGCAUGGAUGAGUGUGGGCGCAUCAAUGAGGACCGGGGCAUUCAGCGUUUAGAAGCCAUGCUCUUUGCCAUUGACCAGAUCAACCGAGACGUUAGUCUGCUGCCCGGUGUGUCACUGGGUGUCCACAUUCUGGACACAUGCUCCAGGGACACGUAUGCACUAGAGCAAGCACUAGAGUUCGUCAGAGCAUCGCUGACCAAGGUGGACGACACCGAGUUUAUCUGUCCUGAUGGUUCAUAUGCGUUUCAGGAGGACAGCCCAUUGGCUAUUGCUGGAGUCAUUGGAGGUUCCUACAGCAGCGUCUCCAUACAGGUUGCAAACUUGUUGCGCCUGUUCCAGAUCCCUCAGAUAAGCUACGCAUCUACGAGUGCCAAGUUGAGUGACAAAUCACGCUACGACUAUUUCGCUCGCACUGUCCCUCCGGAUUUCUACCAAGCAAAGGCAAUGGCUGAGAUCCUACGUGCCUUCAACUGGACAUAUGUCUCUACAGUGGCAUCCGAGGGUGAUUAUGGCGAGACAGGAAUCGAGGCCUUCGAGCAGGAGGCACGUUUGCGCAACAUAUGCAUUGCUACAUCAGAAAAGGUGGGUCGCUCCAAUGCAAAACGCUCUUCAUAUGAAGCAGUAGUGCGCCAGCUUCUUCAGAAACCCAACGCCCGUGUGGUCGUGCUGUUCCUGCGCAGUGAUGAUGCCCGAGAGCUGUUAGGCGCUGCCACCCGCCUCAAUGCCUCCUUCCUCUGGGUGGCCAGCGAUGGCUGGGGGGCGCAGGAGAGCAUCAUCAAAGGAAACGAGUUCACAGCAGAUGGCGCGAUCACGUUAGAACUCGCAGCACAUCCCAUACUCGAGUUCAACCGCUACUUCCAAAGCCUCAGUCCUCUUAACAAUCACCGGAACCCGUGGUACAGAGACUUCUGGGAACAGAAGUUCCAAUGCUCUUUGAGCACAACCUCACAGGCAGGGGCAGGAACUGCGAAACCACCCUGUGACCCAAAGCUGGCGGUGGAUGAUUCGAACUUCGAGCCUGAGUCGAAGAUCAUGUUUGUGGUGAACGCAGUGUACGCUAUGGCACAUGCAUUACACCGUAUGCAGAGGACGCUGUGCGCUAAUACCACACGCCUGUGUGAUGCCAUGCGCAGUCUCGAUGGCAAGAGGCUCUACCGGGACUUCCUGCUUCACGUCAACUUCAAAGCUCCACUCUCCCCUCCUGGCUCAGAAAACACGGUAAAGUUUGAUCAAUAUGGAGAUGGCAUUGGCCGAUAUAACAUCUUCAACUACCAACGAAUGCCCGGUAACGACCGGUUUGGCUACAUCCAUGUUGGUGAAUGGGCAGAAACACUUUCUCUUUACGAGUACCUGAUUGGCUGGCCACGUGGUACAGGUGUUCCCACCUCACAAUGCAGUGACCCAUGUGCUCCAAAUGAGAUGAAGAAGAUGCAAGCAGGCGAGUACUGCUGCUGGAUCUGCACACCUUGCGAGCCCUAUGAAUAUCUGCCGGAUGAAUUCACUUGCGCACCCUGUGCCCUGGGCCAGUGGCCUCGGGCAGACCUGAGUGGUUGCUACGACUUGCCUGAGGACUACAUCAUGUGGGAGGAUGCCUGGGCUAUUGGGCCUGUCUCCAUCGCUUGCGUGGGCUUCAUUUGUACUUCACUGGUCUUCACCGUAUUUAUCCGCCAUAAUGAAACACCACUGGUCAAGGCCUCUGGCCGGGAGCUGUGCUACAUCCUGCUACUUGGAGUCCUCAUGUCCUACUCCAUGACUUUUGUCUUUAUUGCCAAGCCUUCGCCGGCCGUGUGUGCAUUGCGGCGUCUCGGCCUUGGAACCUCCUUCGCAGUCUGCUACUCUGCAUUGCUGACGAAGACCAACCGCAUCGCCCGCAUCUUCAGUGGUGUGAAAGAUGGUGGUGUACAGCGGCCACGCUUUAUCAGCCCUAGCUCACAGGUAUUCAUCUGUCUGGCACUUAUCUCUGUCCAGCUUCUGCUUGUGUCUCUGUGGCUGCUGCUGGAGUUACCUGGCACUCGGCGCUUCACACUGCCUGAGAAGCGUCAGACGGUCAUUCUCAAAUGCAAUGUCCGGGAUUCCAGCAUGCUGUUGUCUCUCAGCUACGAUGUUGUUCUGGUGGUGCUCUGCACUGUCUACGCCUUCAAGACCCGCAAGUGCCCUGAGAACUUCAACGAGGCCAAGUUCAUCGGCUUCACCAUGUAUACCACGUGUAUCAUUUGGCUUGCCUUCCUGCCCAUCUUCUAUGUCACAUCUAGUGACUACAGGGUUCAGACCACCACAAUGUGUAUAUCGGUGAGUCUCAGUGGUUUUGUGGUACUGGGCUGCAUGUUUGCUCCUAAAGUCCACAUCAUCAUGUUCCAACCCCAGAAAAACGUAACCAGUCACCGGCUCAACCUGAACCGCUUCAGCGUCAGUGGUCCUCCUGCUACCUAUGCGUCACACGGUGAGGAGCCAUCAAAGACUUCUAUUGCCCAUCUGUGAGUGGCCACUGUGUUCCGACGGUGUGUAAUGGCAGAGAGAUCGUCGACUCCACCACUUCCUCUCUGUGACCCCUCAUCAACGUAUUGCUCUUUAGCGACUGUUAGCCAAUCAGCACACAUUGUGCUCCAUCCAAGAACUCCUCCUGUCCACAGUGUGUAGAAAGUGUGUAUUAUGAUCUCUAUUAUUAUUAUUAAAUUAUUUUAUAGGGCUUGUACAUAUUAACUGAAAUUGUUGUAGAGAAACAGAGGAGCAAAAAAAACAUUUCGACGACGAAAUGUUUCACCAUUGGACUAUGAUGAAUUUAUUACUGAAAGGAAAGUGUUGCGUGGCUACGCCUGCAAUACUGGACAAACCUGGUCGUAUUCUUUUGUAGGCCUCAUUGUAACAAUCUGUUCUGUUUGUAUUUAUAUGUUGUAUAUUUUGUAAAUAAUCUUACUGACGGUUUUAACCGCACAAGGUGAUAGCAUUAUAGGAGUAACAUUGAUGUCGGGAGUGUAACGAGUGGCUGACCAGAGGAUGGAAGUCUCACAGUCCUUUUAGUAAGCAUUCAUAUCGUCCGCUAGUGCUUUUCAUAAACUGCUUCUCACAAAGCAUGCACAAAGUGCUUCUGAUUGUUAAACCCUUACAAACAUGUGGUAUUUCUGCAAUGCAUAAAGUGCUUUGUGAGACAGGAGUGCGUGUAAACGGUGAUCCGGUGUUUAAUGGCUCUUUGUGCCUUAUCAUGUGUUUAGUAGUUUGAUAUGAAAGCUUCCUCUAGACCUUUAGGGGUUGCUGAGCCACUUUUUUUACAUGUGUAUUAUUUUUUACAUCUGACUGUUUUAUACAUUUCUACAUUUUGAAGGAGGGGGUACAUUUUAUGUGACGGGUUGAAAUGUGUAGUCAUAUCACUGGACUUGGCGUGUGUUUAAUCUUGCUUUGGCAGGCAGUCAUCUCAUGUGAUGGUUUACUCAAGUGUCAAGUCAAAGUACAUUUUAAGUUUUACAGUUUUUGAAAUGUAAUGUAAUAACUUGGGGCAAACUGACACAACACUGAUGUAGAAAUGAUGCAUUCAUGAUUUACUGCUGUGACAAUAAGCACAAACAAUGUAAUUCGUAUGGAUUGUUAAAGUAAAAGAAUUUAUUUGCACCCAGGUACGUAUAACUAUUUGCACCCUCAAAUGACAAAAGAAAUAUGCAUACCUGACAGAUUGGGAUGUAACUGAAUCAAACUGGUAUGCACAUUCUUUCAUUAAUCCUUAGGAACUGCCUCGUCAGGGUUGCUGUGGUUUAAAUUAGGCUACUUGUUUGUGAAUAAAUGUCACCUCUCCAGCAAAGGUUGUUUCAUUUAGCUGCUAGGUUUGCUAACAAGUAUUAGGGUGUGCCUCAAUCAGCUCCCUAGUUCACUAGUCAGGGCACUGAUCAGAGAGUCUGCAAUUUUAUGGGCUGUCUCAAUCGCAAAUUCCUUCCAGUGUACUGGAUCGCAAAAUCCCACAAUGCACCACAUAACCAGGGAGCAUCGAUGAGCAAUAUGUUCCCUUACUGGAAAUUAUAUCAUAUAUUCUGAAGCCUCAGCUUGAAAAGAAUGGUAGAUGAACUCUCAGGCAACUUUGUCUACAAAUGUAAGUAGCUUGUUAUCAUUGUUGUAACUCUCAAAUGAUUACUUACGUUAGCGACUUUUAACUUUAUUAGCAUUCUAAAUAUAAUUUAUUUGAGUCUGACGACUUUAAAGGUUUUAAUUUUUUUUUUUAAUGCACUAGCUAGCCUACAAUCCUGCUUGAAGUACCAUGACAGUACCAUGACAGCUAAAAAAUUUAGAUGACAUAUAAUGUCAGAAAGAUAGCGGUCCUUCCUGUUGUUGAUAAAUGCUGAUGACGUUUUACAGCAUGAGUAUGUAGUCAUAUCACCAGAAAUUGUCCCAAUAUGCAGUGAGCCAGGUCCUUACCAGUGCCCGAACUCGUGUACACAAUAUUUUGAUUCAUGACCUAGGGAGCUAGAGAGCUAAUUGAGACACAGCCACAAUCUCAUAUAAUUAAUAUAUUGUGCAAUUAAAACCUUUAAAAAAACAAACAAACAAACAAAAAACAAAGAUAGCUAACAUUAGUCUUAUUAUUGAAUAAACCUGAGGUCAAGUUUGCUAGCAAGUGUUAGCCCUUACACUCCCAGACUGGUGGUGUUAUGGAGACCCAACUAGUGUGCAGAAAGUGGCUUUAAAUAAAUGGGUGCAAAUAGUAUACCUUUAUAUUUUCACCUGGCUACAAAUAGUUUCUGGCUAAAAUCACUACAAUAGUUAUGGGGGGAAAGGGUCAUUUGCCAGAUCAACAACAUGGACUUUGUCUUCCAGUAAGAUAAUACAUGCACACAAAUACUUUUCAGAGAAUACUCAACAAGUUUCAUCUGAACUGUAACCUUUAUUCUAGAACACACGUAAAUGAAUCCACAUUACAAGCUCUGUUGCCCAUUUUACUGUUAAUCUGUACUGUAAAAUAUUCUCUAGAUGCCAGUGUGAACUGGUAAGUGUCGACAAAACAAGAGAGACAUGUAAAGUAAAAUUAGAAGGUUGGAGCUUGAAAUGAAACUACAGGGGACUAUGUGUGUAUGUAGAAGGAAAAAAGUGAAGGAUUAUGGAAAGCAGCUUUUUUUUUUUUUUUUUUUUUAGUGCUCUAGGACCCUCAGCAGUCUGAGGUCUAUCUGCAAUGAAGUUUGUGCCUCACACUCCCAAAAUCUGCAACUCCCUGAUUCUUCCUGCAUGUCACGUUGCUAGCAGAGUCGACAUAUUCUAUAUCAAAAUGAGCAGACAUUUUUUUUAUGGUUGAUGUCAAAGGUUUAAUCACAAGUAAUGCUCUUCUUAUUGUGAGUUGGAUUUGGAUCUGUCAUGGUGAAGGUUUACGUGUGGAUCCAGUGUGCCGGGUGUGGAUUUGAUACAACACUCUUACAGAGGGAUGUUUGUCUUCCUCUGUCUAUCUGUAUGCUCCCAGUUUGUAUACAGUGUAACUUAUUGUUGAGGAACCCUGUGUUGAAUUUUUGAACUCUGGUCAAACACAAAGCAAUAGAACAGUACCCAUGGUGCAGUGUGUGCAAUAACAAGGAUAUGAUGAUAUAAUAAAUAAUAACCUACUGUUGUUGUAAAUCGCUUUUGUGUCAUUUUUUUGUUACAUGCUUACAUAUAGUAUAUAGUAUAUAGGGUGAGGAGUAAUACCCAUACAUAUAUUAUCCAUAAGAUCUCUUUAGAGGUCUUUCCACUGGGCAACGCAAGAGAUUAAGGUGUCUUGCUAUGACAAAAAAGCCAAAAGCUCUUUUUUCAGAAACUUCUUUCAGCUGUGAAUUAUUCUGCUGAUGUCCAGCUGAGUUUCUAAAGUGGCCUGAGCAUUAAAUAUGAGCAAGGAAAAUGGAGAGCAAAUUUUUUUACUGGGGAUUUUUCAGCUGGAAUAAUGCAGUGGAAGUGCUGAAACCUUUGAAAAGCCACCCUUUUAUCAACUACAGCACUUCCUCUCAGGAAAAAGAGGACAGGUGAGCGAGUCUGAGUCAGAGCUAGUGUGUGGUUGGCAAAGGUGUGAGUUUUUGGGUAGAACCUGUGAAUUGCGCUUCCUCUGUUCCUCUGUGGUUUUCUAAUGGACCUUGUGAAGGACUUUAUAAAAAAAAAAAUAAUAACAACAGCAGGAUUGCAAUUUCUCAGGUUUUCAGUCAGUCCGUUCUAAUCCACUCUCAGGGCCGUGCGAGAGCUGGACAUGGAGUCAUGUACGCGGUGGCAUUUGGAGUGAGGAAAGAGCCAGAAAGUUAAUAGAAAUAAAGAAAUUUUCUAAAUAGUUCAAAAGCCACUGCAGAAUAUAAUGACACAAUUUCAGUGCAAAUCGUAAUGUAUUAUAAAAACUCAUAUCAGGAAACCCCACAUUUCAGUACAACACAAUGGUAUGGCUUUCAUUUCACUCCAAGAACAAUGUAAAAUAAUAUUAUGAAUAUUCACUCAAUACAAUUAAUUACUUCACUGUUGUCAAAAGCAAAAAAAUGAAAGGGAACAGCAAAAGCACUCCAUCCUCUUCUGCUAGAGUCAGUUUGUCCUGUCUAAAGAGAUCUUAUCUCCUAAAUGCUCAUAUACAGUGCAUCCGGAAAGUAUUCACAGUGCUUCACUUUUUCCACAUUCUGUUAUGUUACAGCCUUAUUCCAGUAUGGAUUAAAUUCAUUAUUUUCCUCAAAAUUCUACAAACAAUACCCCAUAAUGACAACGUGAACGAAGUUUGUUUGAAAUCUUUGCCAAUUUAUUAAAAAUAAAAAAACAAAAAAAGCACAUGUACAUAAGUAUUCACAGCCUUUGCCAUGACACUCAAAAUUGAGCUCAGGUGCAUCCUGUUUCCACUGAUCAUCCUUGAGAUGUUUCUACAACUUGAUUGGAGUCCACCUGUGGUAAAUUCAGUUGAUUGGACAUGAUUUGGAAAGGCACACACCUGUCUAUAUAAGGUCCCACAGUUAACAAUGCAUGUCAGAGCACAAACCAAGCCAUGAAGUCCAAAGAACUGUCUGUAGACCUCCGAGACAGGAUUGUACUGAGGCACAGAUCUGGGGAAGGGUACAGAAACAUGUCUGCAGCAUUGAAGGUCCCAAUGAGCACAGUGGCCUCCAUCAUCCGUAAAUGGAAGAAGUUUGGAACCACCAGGACUCUUCCUAGAGCUGGCCGCCCGGCCAAACUGAGUGAUCAGGGGAGAAGGGCCUCAGUCAGGGAGGUGGCCAAAAACCUGAUGGUCACUCCAGCAUGUCUCUGUGGAGGGAGGAGAACCUUCCAGAAGAACAACCAUCUUUGCAGCACUCCACCAAUCAGGCCUGUAUGGUAGAGUGGCCAGAUGGAAGCACUACCUCAGCAAAAGGCAUAUGACAGCCCGCCUGGAGUUUGCCAAAAGGCACCUGAAGAACUCUCAGACCAUGAUGAAACAAAAUUCUCUGGUCUGAUGAAACAAAGAUUGAACGCUUUGGCAAGCGUCACGCCUGGAGGAAACCAGGCACCACUCAAUACCUGGCCAAUACCAUCCCUACAGUGAAGCAUGGUGGUGGCAGCAUCAUGCUGUGGGGAUGUUUUUCAGCGGCAGGAACUGGGAGACUAGUCAGGAUCGAGGAAAAGAUGAAUGCAGCAAUGUACAGAGAUAUCCUUGAUGAAAACCUGCUCCAGAGCACUCUGGACCUCAGAC
Molecule: messenger RNA, 8116 nt
Organism: Ictalurus punctatus (channel catfish)
Lineage: Eukaryota; Metazoa; Chordata; Actinopteri; Siluriformes; Ictaluridae
Gene: grm3
Product: glutamate receptor, metabotropic 3
Exons: 6
Coding region: 343-2964 (873 amino acids)
Biological process (GO): G protein-coupled glutamate receptor signaling pathway; regulation of synaptic transmission, glutamatergic
Cellular component (GO): membrane
Molecular function (GO): group II metabotropic glutamate receptor activity
Source: RefSeq, a predicted model, not a curated record